Zingiber officinale is the source of this 758-nucleotide messenger RNA. RefSeq names its product thioredoxin H1-like. Lineage: Eukaryota; Viridiplantae; Streptophyta; Magnoliopsida; Zingiberales; Zingiberaceae. The transcript is spliced from 3 exons. The record is from RefSeq and is a predicted model, not a curated record. The coding region runs from base 192 to 542 and encodes 116 amino acids.
AUGACAAGGGAAUUCCAAUUUAUGUAUUUAUACAAUAUUUUCAAAAGAAAUGACAUUAAUUCGAGCCUUUUGGCUUAUAAAUAGAGCACGCUGAACAGAGGCAGAGAGACAGCAGCAGCAGCAGCAGCAGCAGCGAGUCCUCUUUGAUCUGGUAAUUUGCUCUGUGAUUCGAGGGAGAAAAGCCCAGGAGGAUGGCAAUGGAGGGAUCCGUGAUCGCAUGCCAAACCCCCAGCGACUGGAAUCGCCAAAUCCUGCUCGCCAACGCAGCCAGGAAGCUGGUGGUGGUCGACUUCACCGCUCCCUGGUGCGGGCCUUGCCGUGUGAUCGCCCCUCUCUUCUCCGAGCUGGCCGAGAAGUUCCCCGGUGUCAUCUUCCUCAGGGUGGACGUCAACCAACUGAAGAGGGUUGCCAUGGAUUUGGAAGUCGAGACGCUGCCGACGUUCGUCUUCCUGAAGGAGGGGCGCGUGGUGGAUAGGAUCGUCGGGGCGCGUAAAGACGAACUGCCCAAGAAGGUGGUGCUCCACAUGCCCAAGUACUACUGAAUGCUCCGAUCGCUGCGUGCCCGUGCAGUUAAUUUCUCUGCUGAUUGCUAAUUGUUCUUGGAAUAAUACGGUCUAUAAUUUGGCUAGCUAUCAGAGUUAAUUUACUUCUUCUGUAAUAAAACAUGAUACUGAGUUUUGUCGAUUCAGCUCAUGAUUGUAUUCACUAUUUAUUUAACGCAUAUAUAUAUGUCUACCGUUGGGAUUUACAAACUAUUA